AUGGAUCAUCAUCCAGUUUCCGACGACCCCAAAACUCCACUUCUCCCUCUCCACGAUCAAAUCCAACGGUCGCAGAGCUUCCAUUCAUCCUUGAAAUCCCUUCUAACACUCAAGAACUUCUUCGUCCUCCUGGGACCUCUUCUGUGCACCAUCAUAUGCCUCUGUGUGAAGCUAGAUGGCCGGGUGGCCAGCCGGAACAUGUUGGCGGUGCUGGUGUGGGUGUUUGCUUGGUGGCUCACGGAGGCCGUGCCCAUGCCAAUUACCUCCAUGUCCCCACUCUUUCUCUUCCCUCUCUUUGGAAUAUCCUCUGCUGAUGAUGUUGCUCAAUCUUACAUGGAUGAUGUUAUUGCCCUUGUUCUUGGAACCUUUAUAUUGGCUAUUGCUGUUGAGCAUUAUAACAUCCACAGAAGAUUGGCCUUGAAUAUAACCAUGCUCUUCUGCGGAGACCCACUUAGCCCUCCCCUGCUCCUACUGGGAAUAUGCGCCACGACAGCAUUCGUCUCCAUGUGGAUGCACAACGUGGCGGCAGCUAUGAUAAUGAUGCCGGUGGCCACUGGGAUCCUCCAGCGCUUUCCCGUGGGCCCGGACCAGUCCGUUGCCGUGAGCAAGUUCUGCAGGGCGGUGGUGCUGGGGGUGAUAUACUCCGCGGCCAUAGGAGGGAUGAGCACUCUCACCGGGACAGGUGUGAACUUGAUAUUGGUUGGGAUGUGGAAGAGCUAUUUUCCAGAGGCGAAGCCCAUCAGCUUCAGCACCUGGUUCUUUCUAGGGUUCCCUCUGGCCUUGUUGAUAUUCUUGGCUUUGUGGGUUAUACUUUGUUGCUUGUAUUGCCCAAGGAAUUCAGGCCAGGCUCUCUCUGCUUAUCUGGACAAAGCUGACUUGAAGAGGGAGCUUGAAAUGCUAGGUCCAAUGGCUUUUGCUGAGAAGGUGGUACUGUCUGUGUUUUCGAUGCUGAUAGUUUUGUGGAUGACAAGGAGCAUAACAGAUGAUAUUCCUGGGUGGGGAUCCCUCUUCAAUGGGCGUGCUGGUGAUGGAACUGUCAGUGUUAUGAUGGCAACUUUGCUGUUCAUAAUUCCAAACAAAAAGCAAGAGGGAGAGAAGUUGAUGGACUGGAACAAAUGCAAGAAGCUACCAUGGAACAUCAUAUUGUUAUUAGGUGCUGGUUUUGCCAUCGCCGACGGGGUCCGAACUAGCGGCCUUGCAGACAUUUUAUCGAAAGCCCUAGAUUUCAUGGAGGCUGUCCCAUAUAUCGCCAUUGCGCCGGCUGUGUGUCUCAUAAGCAGUACCAUCACUGAGUUCACAUCAAACAAUGCCACCACCACUCUUGUUGUCCCUCUUUUGAUUCAAAUAGCCAAAAGCAUGCAUGUGCAUCCACUCCUCCUUAUGAUUCCAGGAGCUAUUGGAGCACAGUUUUCUUUCUUGCUUCCGACCGGGACCCCUUCGAAUAUUGUAGGGUUUACCACUGGCCACAUUGAAAUUCAAGACAUGAUUAAGACUGGAUUGCCACUGAAGAUUGCUGGAACUGUUGUGCUAUCCCUUCUGAUGCCCACACUAGGAGCUUAUGUAUUUGGGACAAAUGAACCUGCAGUUCAGUGACUUUAGACAACAAGAUGAUACAAAUAUUCGCUCUUGGUAAUUGGCAAAGAGGAGCUUCACGUGUAUAUAUAGUCACAUUGCAAGCGUACCGAUACAUGAGAAAAAAAGGAAAGAAAGCGACCAAAGGGCAACAUAUUACUUCUCUCUUCAUUCCUUGUUUGGUAGAAAGCUUUGUGUGUACCUUGAUUGCAGCCAUAUUAUAUUACAUAUGAUAAUUUUGUUA
Messenger RNA from Pyrus x bretschneideri (Chinese white pear), 1816 nucleotides. Its product is annotated as tonoplast dicarboxylate transporter. The record is from RefSeq and is a predicted model, not a curated record. The transcript has 6 exons. The coding region runs from base 1 to 1593 and encodes 530 amino acids. Gene Ontology annotation, molecular function: transmembrane transporter activity. Gene Ontology annotation, cellular component: membrane. Gene Ontology annotation, biological process: monoatomic anion transmembrane transport. Lineage: Eukaryota; Viridiplantae; Streptophyta; Magnoliopsida; Rosales; Rosaceae.